Molecule: messenger RNA, 1043 nt
Organism: Manihot esculenta (cassava)
Lineage: Eukaryota; Viridiplantae; Streptophyta; Magnoliopsida; Malpighiales; Euphorbiaceae
Product: glycerol kinase-like
Exons: 3
Coding region: 1-900 (299 amino acids)
Biological process (GO): glycerol-3-phosphate biosynthetic process; glycerol metabolic process; triglyceride metabolic process
Cellular component (GO): mitochondrion
Molecular function (GO): glycerol kinase activity
Source: RefSeq, a predicted model, not a curated record
AUGCCGGCAGUCGUCAGUGAAGUGGGGGAGAGAGGCGUUGACUGGGAAGUGGGAGAUGUCGCCCACUGGAGAGGGAGGAGGAGGGGAAGCGAAAGGAGACGCCGCCGGUGGGGAGAGAAAGGAGACGCCGCCGGUGCUGACUGGACUGCCGACAGAACUGGUGCUUUCAUACUCCUCAACACUGGUGAAAAUGUAAUUCACUCAAAGCAUGGGCUUCUAACCACUUUGGCUUUUAAGCUUGGCCCAAAAGCACCCACUAAUUAUGCUUUAGAGGGUUCAAUUGCUAUUGCUGGAGCUGCAGUUCAAUGGCUUAGAGAUAGUCUUGGAAUAAUUAGUAGUGCAAGUGAGAUUGAGGAACUUGCAAAGCAGGUUGACUCAACUGGUGGGGUAUAUUUUGUGCCCGCUUUUAAUGGACUGUUUGCUCCAUGGUGGCGUGAUGAUGCUCGUGGGGUUUGCAUUGGGAUCACAAGAUUUACAAAUAAGUCUCAUAUUGCUCGUGCAGUACUUGAAAGCAUGUGUUUUCAAGUUAAAGAUGUAUUGGACUCAAUGCACAAAGAUGCAGGGGAAAAGGGUGAAAACAGGAAUGCAAAGGGGGAGUUUUUGCUUAGAGUGGAUGGUGGUGCAACUGUUAACAACCUUCUGAUGCAAUUGCAGGCGGACUUGUUGGGAUCUCCAGUUGUGAGACCUGCUGAUAUAGAGACAACAGCUCUUGGAGCGGCCUAUGCUGCUGGUUUGGCUGUGGGGAUUUGGAAAGAGGAGGAGAUAUUUGCUUCUGGAGAAAAGGCUAAGACGGAUAACAUUUUCCGCCCCUUAAUAGAUGAAGAGCUAAGGAAGAAGAGGGCGGAUUCUUGGUUCAAAGCCGUGGAAAGGACUUUUAGCUUGGCUGAUCUUUCAAUAUGAAAAACUUCAUGGUGGUGCUGCUGUAUGCCCCUUUUCUUUCCCCUUAUCUUUCCAUUUAAAUGACUAAGAUAAAUCCUUAAUAGAUAAAUUGUUAAUUCCUAUGUUAAUAUUGAUGUGGAUUUUGAAAUAAUAAAUUUGAUUAG